Odocoileus virginianus texanus is the source of this 3273-nucleotide messenger RNA. It is a transcript of the gene CYB5D2, whose product is annotated as cytochrome b5 domain containing 2. Lineage: Eukaryota; Metazoa; Chordata; Mammalia; Artiodactyla; Cervidae. The record is from RefSeq and is a predicted model, not a curated record. Gene Ontology annotation, cellular component: membrane; endomembrane system.
UGAGACAGCAAACCGGGGACAGCCUGAUUUCCGAGAGGGCGCUUCUGUCAUUACGUCUACGUAACCUGCAGCCUCAUUUGCUACCAUCUUUGUUGGGGGCGGACAACCGGCAGGCCAGAAUAUUCUCUCGCUAGUCACUUACUUAGUAUCUCUCAGCAAUCGCUAGCUAUGCUGGAAAAGUACGAGGAAGGUUGGAGCCAAGGAGUGAGCUUUUCACCAAAGACUUUCCCUUCCAGUGCCCCAUUGUCCCCUUAGUAACAUGCGGACCCGCGAAGGCGCGCGUCGCGCCGGUGACGUCGCGGCCGGUUCUCCGCCAUCUUAGCUGUGGACCGAGAGGUGGCAGCUUCGGAGGAGCCAAGAGGGGUACGGCUGCGUAAAUGCCGGGGCUCGGCGGGCGUGGGCUUUGGCUGGGCCUGGCCGUGGCUGCGGCAGCGGCGGCGAUGGCCGCACGGCUGAUGGGCUGGUGGAGUCCUCGCGCCGACUUUCGCCUUUUCAUACCCGAGGAGCUGGCCCGCUACCGCGGUCGCCCAGGGGACCCGGGCCUCUAUUUGGCCUUGCUCGGCCGCGUCUACGAUGUGUCCUCUGGCCGGAGGCAUUACGAGCCCGGGGCCCACUAUAGCGGCUUCGCAGGCCGAGAUGCAUCCAGAGCAUUUGUGACUGGGGACUACUCUGAAGCAGGCCUUGUAGAUGAUGUAUCCGACCUGUCAUUUUCUGAGAUGCUGACACUCCAAAACUGGCUUUCAUUCUAUGAGAAGAAUUACAAAUUCAUGGGAAGGGUGAUAGGAAGGUUCUAUGGAGAGGAUGGGCUCCCCACCCCAGAACUGACCCACGCAGAAGUCAUGAUGACCAAAGGCUUGGAGGCGAACAGACAGGAGCUGAUAGAGAAGCAGAGGUUCCCACCGUGCAACGCUGAGUGGAGCUUCAUCAGGGGUAGCCGGUUCUGGUGUUCACAGCAGAGCUGUCGUCUAGUUCGGGCAGCCUUCCUGAUCAUUUCUGCAGGCACCGCAGACUCCACAGUGCUGGCAUCCAAUCUUCAUCUUCUUCCUCGAGAUUCUUCUGGUUUCCCUGGCUGGUUCCACCAUCGCCAUCUUAAAGCAGCCCCGUCACACCAAGGACUCCACCCAACCAGCUUCCAGGUCCUGGCGAUCCCACCCCCUUACCUGCUCCCAGCAUUCCUCUGGCUGAGGCCUUCCUUUCUCACGUGCUCUAACUGUACUCCCUCCAGCUGCAACCCCACAGCCCCCUGCCAAGUCAUCUCCUCUGAUCAGGGCAUUAUUCUCCAACUGAACCUCUUCCAUGGCUCGCAGAUCUGUAGAGAUUAGGUGCUAACUCUUCAGCAGCACAGGAGGCCCUCCUGUGGUCCGUUCUCUCUCCCACCCCCUCCCACGUGCUCGGAGCCCUCCAGCCUUCAUCUUGCUGCUUUCUGCGUGCAGCACCUUCACCCAGGCCGUCCCUUCUACCCGGAAUGACACCUCUUGGGCUGUUUGUCCAGCUCUGUUCCAUGGUAACUCAGUCAACUGGAAGGCCUCGCCAACUGUCAACCCACCAGUGGAUUUAGACGUGCUUUCCUCUAAGAAAAUAAUUCUGUGUUCACUUCUAAAGUAACAAGCAUCACAGUGCCCUGUAACUAUGAACUUCCUGCCAACCUCUCGUGUUGGACUGCAGACUGUCUAAAAGAGACAGGGACUGAACAUAACUUGGCUGUGUAGCCCCACGGCUACUGUACCUGGCACAUGGGAAGUGUGCUAUUUGCUCUGUUUGGCAGAUGAGGCAAGCACAGCCUGAAGAACUUGAUAAAGGCGCAAAGCAAUGAAGCUGAGCCUAGACCUCAAGGUUCUUGUCUUGAUUCAGUGCCAUGGUCCUGUAUCCAGUUUGGUGUGUGUCUGCCCUCCUGGAACAGGACAAACAAUAGGAGGCGGACUUGUUCCAGGUCCCACACACCCUUGAGCGCAGUGUCUGAGGCAUCCUGGUAACUCAGCCCCAGGUUGACAGAGGACUAGCGUCAUUGCCACUGCUCUCCUGAGUUAUUCAGUAUUUACCAAGCGCCUGUGUCCCCUGGGGUUGGGGCUGGGAGGAGAGUGAGGCUCCGGCCCUCGGGGAGCUCACAGUGUGGUGGAGUGAAACCCUGGCUAGAGCAGCCAGAGGCCACUCCUGGGGGAGGAGCACGGGGACAGCAUGGGGGCCAGGUCCAGAGAUGUUUAGAUCUUUCCAAAGACAAACAGAAAGAAAAGGAACAAAACGAGGCAUACGAGAGUCAUCCCAGCCACGUGUGGACUAACCUGAUUUCCACCCUCGAAAGCACUUCUACUACCUGGGCCCCCAGACUCCUUCAAACGGGCAGCAGACACGACUCCACCGGCCUGCACCAGGGAGGACCUCACUGUGCACACCGCAAUUCGUGCUUGCCCAGGAGGGAGGACGCAUCACUUACUACGGAUCACCUUCCUCAGGGCAACCCUGUGAGCCAGAAGAACCAUGGUCACUUCUAUUUUAUAAACACGAAAACUGAGGCACAGAAAUCAUGCAACUUGCCUGUUUUGUACUCACUUAGUAUUUAUUGACCUAAUAUGACCAAUGUUCUCCUCAAGGAUGGCUGUUAGGAUUACUUUGGACUAUUUCACAAAAGCCCCUAACAGUGCCUAUUAAUUAUGAGAAGCCACCAGAAAAGGAGAUUUAUCAGUCAUUACAUCUAGCCUGAACAAGGGUGAGCAAAAUGGAGGAUGGGUAAAGGAAAGGAAAACACUAGCUCAAGAAAGCGUUGAGGGCCAGGUGAGCUACUGGAUUUGCGUGACUGUAUGUGGGGGCGGGGAAUGGAUCACAAGACUUUUAACUUGCAAACCCCUAAUCUUGCCUUAGUUUUCUCUGAAACCCACAGUAAUGGUCCUCCCUUCAGACCACAGCCAGCUGAAACCUCACCAUGGAUCUUCUCAAGUCGCUCCUAAAUAACUGAGUCAGGGAAUUUCCAGGGUCUGCGGGAGAGCUGCAGUGGGGUCAGGGGGCUGAGCUGGAGCAGCUGUGGUCAUGGGUGUCACCGUGAGCUGAACUCUGGGCCAAGAGCACAGUACAUCCAGGCAGCUGGUGGUUAUGUUCACAGCAGCUUAUUUUUUCACUGCUGUCAACAAUGUGUUUCUGAAAAAAGUGUUGGAAAUUCUAACUUUCCUGGAGGGUAGUUGUUAAAGAAAUGUAUUCACAUGUCAGGAGUUUAAAGACAUUUUGUGUGUUUGUUUUUAAUUCUUAUUGGUACUUUUUGCAUUAAAAGGAACUACAAAUGUU